GGGCGGCAGCCUGGGAGAGCCAGCCUCGGGGGGACACCGUGGGAAACAGGAGGGGGGCAUGCCUCCCCCUUCUCCCCACCUCUGCUCCGGGAUGCAGCGCUGGUGACCCUCGAAGCGAGUUCCAGGAGCCCACAGCGAGUGUCUCAACUUUUCGGCUGGAGGACGAGGGGAAAAAAUAAUAGCCCUGGUUCGGAAGAGGUGGCCAGCAAGGGAGCCAAGGUCAUUGCCCUGCCAGCCCACCCCAAGCUCCUGUCACCUGUGACCAGCUCCUAUUCACUCAGUGGUGGCAGAAGACAGUGGAUUAAACCCUAAACCUGUGGCCUGACACAGCUUCCAGAAGCCUCCACAGCACUGAGGGCCAGACCCCAGACACCUUCUUGGGUCACCUCUGUACCAUCAUCACUCUUGCCACUGGGGACAUACCCGCUGCAGGUGACUUCAUGAGCACAACAUAGUGCAGCUAAGCAGGGGGACAGGCACCCUUCCCGCCUGCUGGAAGUCGAGGUGACGGAACCAAGAGCACCAGAGCAGGAGCGAUGGGGAGGCCAGGAAUGUGACAAGCCACCUCGGCGCUGGAGGCCCGCUCAGGGCUGGUGUGGGGGGAAUUUCUCAAAGGCAGGGGCAAGGUGAGGGGUGCAACAUGAGCCUGGGGAAGCUGCCGGUGCUCAGCUGGGUGUCAGGCUCCCACGGCAAGCGGCGGCUGAAGUCGGAGCUGACACCAGACAUGAUCAGCCCACCGCUGGGGGACUUCCGGCACACCAUGCACGUGGGGCGCGGCGGGGACGUCUUUGGGGACACCUCAUUCCUCAGCAACCACGGCGGGGACAACACGGCCAAAGCCAACAGCUUCUUCGCCCGAACGCUGCGCCACGUCCGCCGGUCGCCGCUCAGGAGCCGCGGCAGCGUGGACCACGCGGCCACGUCCCCAGCCCCGCCGGCUGUGUCCCCCAUCAUCAAGAACGCUGUCUCCCUGCCGCAGCUCAACGAGGGCUUGUAUGACAGCGGUGGGGGCCGGGGCCUGACCAGCAAGUUCUCCUUCAAAAGUGCCUCCAGCAGCUUCUCCAAAACACACCAGGCCUACGGGCUCGAGUCCGGGUUUUGCACCAUCCCUCGUGUCCCUCGCUUAGAAAAGGCCCAGGAGAGCGCCUGCCCCGGGGAAGAAGAGCUGAAGCAGUCGGACUCGCUGCUCUCCUUCCGUCUGGACCUGGGGCCCUCCCUGAUGAGCGAGCUCCUCCAGGUGAUGAGCUUCUCCGAAACCAACGGAGGAGAGGCGAGGGAGGAUGACUCAGACCUCCCACGUAGUGAUGGGACCAAGGAUGGAGUCCUUCAGGCAUCAGGUGAAUCCCAGGGAGAGGACAAGGCAACCUUCAGCUUCUGGGAGCGCUCUAGGCAAAGCAGCCUGUCUGGGGCCAGCUCGCUGCCAGGGCUGUCAGUCCAUGCCAAUGGAGAGGCACACGCCAUCGAGGACCCUGCCUGGGCUUCAGGGGCAGUGCCCAGAGGCACCCCGUGGCAGGGGCACUGGAAUGACUGCACCAUCGAGGCGGGAGAGUUUGACCGGGCAGCCCAGGUCCUGGCCCGUCAUUACGGCGGGACCAGCACCCCACGGAGCUCGGAGAAGGGCGAGGGUCCCCUGCAGGCCCGGACGCAGACGCCGUGGGAGAGCCCCAGCAGCAGGUCCUGGAGGUCACAGGCGACAGGGGAGAGCCAGUCCUCUGAGGCCACUUGGAACCAAGGAGAGGAGGAAGACGAGGAGGAGGAGGGCAAGCUGUAUGGCCUGCAGGAAGGGUAUGCUGGUGCCCGAGUGGGACGCAGCAAUUCCUUUGGGUAUGCCGAUGAGGAGGAGGAGGAUGACGAAGUCAAGGUGUGAAUGGCCAUCUCUCCCAUCAUGAUCUCCCACCAGAGGCAUUCAAGCUGAGGUCUUUGCCUUCCUCCCUGUCCUUCACCCUCAGGCACACCCCUUGCCAGGCUGGGGGCACUGGGGGAGCUGGAGUGGGAUAGGAGGAGACCUGCCAAAAGUCUCCGUGGGGCUGUGCAGAGUGUCAGUGAGGGCUGUGUAUCACAGCUUCAGGCAUCACAUCCCCUCUCUGUCCUCACUGCCAUUAGAAGCCAAAGGAAAUUUCCCACAUGCCAAAGAAACCCCAAGUCCCUUCCUACCCCAUCCCAUUCCCCCUGGCGCCCUGUCUGCCAUGCCUCAGACUGGCCGCACUGGCAUGCCCAGGGACCUGCCUGCCCUGUCCUGCCACUGAAGCCCCCAGCCACCCUUUUUGCCAGCAGAGAUGCCCUCCCAGAUAUUUCUACCCAUAGCUCUGGCACACAGGGGAUGGGACCCUCAGCAGCUCCAGCUGGUGCAAGACCUUCCCAUACAGGACAUUAUCUCCUAGGGGAGGUCAGCUGGAGGGUCAAGGGGCAGGCAAACCCCACAGAGCUGAGCUUUGUCAUUUUCCUUCCAAAGAAAAGCCAUGAACUCAGCAUUCAGAAGGUGAGAGCACACAGAGAUAACUGCAGAGGCCUUUUCACUUGCCUCCUACUGCUGAGCAUCACUUAGGAUGGCUCCUGUCCCAAUCCCCAGCACCAACCCCUCACAGCAGGGACAGGAGCAAAUUCUUGGCUAGCUGGAGGCAGAGAUGAAAUUCUUAGGUCACCAAAUUCUGCGCUUCAGGCCCUAAAACUCCCUUCCUUUCUCCCUGCCUCAGAAAAAGAGGACUCUGCAGCUACUUGAGCUGUGACACUUAUUCUCCAUCCCAUCCCCUCACCCUAUUCCCCACAGCACACCCCUCUUGCCAGUGCACCCUUUCCCAGGGGUACCCACAAAGGACAGUUAAUCCCCCCUCACUGAGCAGCCAUGGGCAACGUGGCCACCCUGGAACUAGCUGCUCCCCCAAGCUUCCCCCCACGCUGCCCCGCGUGCAGACUGGCCCUCACAGAAGGGCCUUUGUGCCACGGGGUGGAGCAGAGAUGCUCGGGGGCUGAGGUCACUGGAGGGACCUUCACAGGACCCCUCCUUGUUCUCUGGGUCAGGAGGAGGUGUGUGGUGGCAGGGCGGGGUGCCAGGCCAUGGCUGCAGGGCACUGCUCCCACACAGCUCAGCGCUGCCUGGCUGCUUGUGGCAGGGCACUCCUCAGGCGGGAUAAAGAGGCUCUGGCUUGCACGUGUGUUGUGCACGGGAGUGCCACUCGUGGGCAAACACAUCUCCCCCUGCCUCCUCGGGCAGCUGCCUCAUGCUGUCCAGCAGCAGCAAGCUGGGGCAGGCAGCAGCUUCGAGGAGUCCCCAGCUCUGGCCACUGACACCCAGCAGGAUCAGCUUUAUUGGCCCUGCACCCUCAAGGGCAUGGACGCUGGCUCUCAGCACAAGUUCCCCCUGCUCUCUGCUCCCCAGAUGGUAAAACAAGUUCCAGACCAAAGACUCACAUCAGUGGACUAUUCUUUCUGCCUUCACUCUGUAUCCCAUGCACUUAUUAUUGUCCUUAUUAAAAGAGUUUUGAUAAUAA
Molecule: messenger RNA, 3488 nt
Organism: Pogoniulus pusillus (Red-fronted tinkerbird)
Lineage: Eukaryota; Metazoa; Chordata; Aves; Piciformes; Lybiidae
Gene: CDC42EP1
Product: CDC42 effector protein 1
Exons: 3
Coding region: 641-1867 (408 amino acids)
Biological process (GO): positive regulation of actin filament polymerization; regulation of cell shape; positive regulation of pseudopodium assembly
Cellular component (GO): membrane; cytoplasm
Molecular function (GO): small GTPase binding
Source: RefSeq, a predicted model, not a curated record